Molecule: messenger RNA, 4391 nt
Organism: Anguilla rostrata (American eel)
Lineage: Eukaryota; Metazoa; Chordata; Actinopteri; Anguilliformes; Anguillidae
Gene: slc71a2a
Product: major facilitator superfamily domain containing 14Ba
Exons: 12
Coding region: 207-1694 (495 amino acids)
Biological process (GO): transmembrane transport
Cellular component (GO): membrane
Molecular function (GO): transmembrane transporter activity
Source: RefSeq, a predicted model, not a curated record
ACGUUCAUCCGUGAAGUGACUGGAAUCCAUACAGCACGGAAGUAGCUAGCAAUAUUGUCAGCGUACUCAAUCAAGAUAAAAUAUCUAGCUUGCUAGAUAAGCGAGGUAUAAUAAAGACAAAACCAAAAGGCAACCUGGAAGAAGCGGGUGCACCCAAGAUAUCCACGCAGCAUGGAUUUUAUAUAAUUCCGGCAAGAUGUGAGGAGAUGACCCAGGAGAAAAAAAAUAAAGAGACCAACAGCAUUAUGUUGGUCAGAAAAAUAAUAAUGAAAGAUGGGAGCACUCAGGGUAUUGGCAGUGCCCGUGUGAUCCAUGCUGUGGUGGUCAUUUUUUUGGAAUUCUUCGCCUGGGGUUUGCUGACAACUCCAAUGCUGACCGUUCUACAUGAAACGUUUCCACAACAUACGUUUUUAAUGAAUGGUCUCAUUCAGGGUGUAAAGGGCCUGCUGUCUUUCAUGAGUGCCCCUCUAAUUGGAGCUCUGUCAGACGUGUGGGGCAGGAAGUCCUUCCUGCUAGUCACCGUGUUCUUCACCUGCGCUCCCAUUCCCCUAAUGAGGCUGAGUCCCUGGUGGUAUUUUGCUAUGAUAUCCGUAUCUGGAAUAUUCUCUGUUACAUUCUCAGUAAUAUUUGCAUAUGUAGCUGAUGUAACCGAGGAACACGAGAGAAGCACAGCAUAUGGGUUGGUUUCUGCAACGUUCGCCGCAAGCUUGGUAACAAGCCCGGCUAUUGGCGCCUACCUCUCUACUAACUACGGAGACAACGUGGUGGUGCUGCUGGCCACCAUCAUCGCCCUGAUAGACAUCUGCUUCAUCCUGCUGGCUGUGCCCGAAUCGCUUCCUGAGAAGAUGAGGCUAACAUCGUGGGGUGUGCCCAUUUCAUGGGAGCAAGCCGACCCCUUCACCUCCUUGAGGAAAGUGGGGAAGGACAGCACGGUGCUUCUCAUCUGUAUCACCGUGUUCCUCUCCUAUUUGCCGGAGGCUGGCCAAUACUCAAGCUUUUUCCUCUAUCUGCGACAGGUCAUUAACUUCUCAUCCACGGCAAUCGCUGCAUAUAUAGCAGUGGUGGGGAUCCUUUCUAUUCUAGCACAGACGGUGUUCCUCAGCGUUUUAAUGAGGUCGAUCGGGAAUAAGAACACAGUGCUGCUCGGGCUCGGCUUUCAGAUGCUCCAGCUGGCCUGGUAUGGCUUUGGAUCAGAACCAUGGAUGAUGUGGGCGGCGGGCGCGGUGGCAGCCAUGUCCAGCAUCACCUUCCCGGCGGUGAGCGCCCUGGUGUCCCGCAGCGCGGAGCCCGACCAGCAGGGAGUCGUUCAGGGAAUGGUAACGGGAAUACGGGGUUUGUGCAACGGACUGGGCCCAGCUCUGUACGGGUUCAUCUUCUUCCUCUUCAACGUGGAGCUGAAGGCCAUCGACCCCGUCCAGGGGGAUAAGACGGCCCCUUUGCUCGACCCAAAUGAGGAGAAGCCGGUAAUCCCGGGCCCGCCCUUCCUGUUCGGCGCCUGCGCCGUGCUCCUCGCGUUUCUCGUGGCCUUAUUCAUCCCGGAACACCGCGGCGCGCCGCUGAAGACGUGCCACGCCCGCAAGCACAGCGUCAGCGUGGGCGGUGGCGGCGGCAGCGGCGGUGGGGGCCAGAGCAGCACCCCCCUCCCGGGCAGCGACGAGGACAUCGAGCCCCUGCUGCAGGACAGUACCCUGUGAACGAGGGGGGCGGAGACUCCCGGCCCCGCCCCCACAACAGAGAUGAGACGGCAUGAGAAUUCCCCCACGGUCUUCAAGUCUUCCCGUCUCCACGGAGAAUGAGCAAGUCCUUUCUGGGAACAAGUGUGUGUGAAAGCUGUAUUUUACUUCAUUUUCACAGCCUGGGUGGAAAUGCUUUAAUUGCAUUAUUAUCAGUGUGGACUAUUAUUGGUAUUCUUUUCCCUGUAUGGACCAGAGGCAGGGGACCCAGUUGUUGCGAGUUUUGGGUUUAGUUUGUUUUCAAUAGCAUUGUGCAAGUUAAUGUGAAUCAGUUAACAUCUACUGUGUAACAAUCAAGCUGUGUAUAUGGAAAGGAGAAGGUUCUAAAUAAGAUGUUUGAGAUUUCAAUUUUUUUAUUGUCUUUGAACCUCUGAUGUUUAACCCUGUUUAUCUAAUGAAACUUUUAGAGGUAGAUUGUAUUAUAAGUAGGCUGAAAAUUAAUGGCUUUUAACUUUUUUCAGGAGUUAAAUUGAUGUCCUCCUUUAAUGGUUUGUAUUAAUAAGCCUAACAAGGCAUUUCCGGUGAGCAGAUAUCUUACAUAUUUUUAGUUAUUUUAAAGGUAUAUUGGAAGUAUUGCUUACCUUCAAGGGCAAUACACCUUAAAACAUAACUACAAGUUACUGCUAGUGGCAUGUAGUUCCAUCAUUAUUGGUGUUGUCAUACAUCACAGAAAGUCAUUCAUUUCCUGGUUUGUGUGCUUUUACCUAUGGUUACCCGGAGGCGAGUAGCAUUUAAGAGUUUGAGCUGAAGGUAUAGAUGUUUACUAAAUGUUGAAUUCUAUGCAUUAUUCUAUAUUUUCAACACAAUCUUUGGUACUCGUGUGUCCCACAGCAAUUACUGUGUUAUUAUUUUUUCUGUUCUAUAUUAUUUUAUAAUAUAUCAUAGGAAAUAUAUAUUAUCAAAAAAUAUAUGUAUAUAUAUAUAUAUAUAUAUAUAUAUAUAUAUAUAUAAUAUAUAUAUGUAUGUAAUAUAUAUGUACAUGGCUCAGUAUAUGUUUGUGUAUAUUGUGUGAUGUGCUUCUUAUAUUUAAUUUUUUUUAUUUAUUUGAGAUUUAUUUAAAUUACUUUUAAUGGUUAGUAUUUUUAAGGUGGAAGUGGCUCCAUUUAAAUGGUGCCCUCACUUUUUACUGUUUUGUAGCGAUCCAGUCGUACCGAGUAUGUUACCAGCUACCUCAGCUUUGAAUGCUUUUGUUUUCAGUUCUGCGUUUUGCUUUGUACUUUCCACCGACAAGAAAUACUACAGAUUGGUUUCCCACAAGAUGUCAUACAGUAUAUAGUCAUAUAUAAGAGAUUGCUUCCAGGAAUCAGCCAACCCCAGGAAGUAAGAGGCACGUGUAAACACAAGCAAACAAGCAGAAGUAUCACUGUCUCCUCGUUUCAGUUGGACUUUUAAAAAUAAUUUUGAUUGUUGGUAACAAUCUUUUUAAUUUAUUAAACAUGGUUUUUAUUGCAGCUAGCUUUCAUUGCAGGCUGCUCCCCUGCACCUUUAUGUGCAGAUAUAAUGUGCUUGACCCAGAUUGCUUACCAAAAUGGAUGGGCUGGAAUGUCAGAAGUGAUGCGUUCAUGCUGUGUAUCCCGUAGCCACGGGAUGGCAAAAAAAAAGCUUGACCGUUGGGAGCUGUGUGGCAUUUGAAUCCCCUCCCUUUUCGGUAAAUACUUGAGUUUCCAUUUGUGGUACAUGUCAGAUGUUGUGGUAUUUUUGCAUCCCAAAAAAGCGUGUCCAGUUCUAAAGCGUAGCGUGCCAGUGUCACAGGGCUACCAGUAUGUCCAGGUGUACUGUUCUGCUUUUUAAAUAACUCUACCUGUUAGGAAUAUUGAAUACUGGCCUUGAGGCAUUGUAAAGUUUGGUGCUUGUGUUUCAAAUUCUGUACUUUACCCUGUUGUUCAGCAAGCCAUUUCCAUGUUCACCAAGGGCACUGUUUGCCUGUAGAUAUUAGCACAUCGUAUAACUGCAGUGAGCAUAGAAUCUGCUGUGUAUUAUUACAUUCUUGUGGCUUAGAGUUUAUGCAAAGAUUAUGCAUUCACCAAAAUUGAUGUCAAGGAUGAUGAUAUAAAGCUGGUUCCAGGUAAGAGUUGAUAUUUUUAUGAUAACAUUGUAUCUAACCUGUAAAAAUAGGUAGAAAAAAGCUUUUUCUUUCCACUGACUGUAUUGGAUUGUAAUGUACUGUAUAUCUUUUAAGAAGUAUUGCAAACUUAAUUUGUUACUCGUUUCCAGAAAGCUAUAUUUUUGGAACAAAAAAUCCUGCCUGUGUAAGAUGAAGUCUUGAAACUUUUAAUGAAACACUACAUAUUUGAAGACUGCUAAUGCUUUGCUCAGCUUCAUCUUCAGAUAUAAAAUCAGUGUGAAAAAUUUGUUCUGAGGACCUGUGAGCAUCGGGUCUUGCAUUUGAUCGUUUAUUCUGCAUUUGCAGGAUACUUGAUGCAUUUGCUUCCUAUAUACACUGCAUCUUUUUGAAUUUCAAUUCAAAUGUGCCUAAAGUGUAAACAUUUUAAAUGCAAAAAAAUUAUUUUGAAUUGUACAUUGAGCAGUUGUGAUAAUUUUUUUAAAUAUACAUAUAUAGCACUGCAGAUGAUGUGUACAUGACCUUAAUAUUUGUAAUUAUGAUGGUUACUCAUAAAUAGCUGCAAUAACAAUAAAUAUAUGUAAUAGAAUUCAAAA